AUGAGUGGGGGAUACUGGAGUUUAAAUGAUUUUCUUGAUAAAGAUAAGCAUCAUAAAUCUUCUAAUCAUAAAUUCGAAGGAACAUAUAAGGAAAAGAAAAAAAUUAAUCACAAUGUGCACCAAAAAAAAGAUUCCUAUAUUUUAACUGAAAAGUACAACAAGAAUAUAUCUUCCCCUAAAGAGUUCAAAAUCCAAGCAUCUACCAAUGAUCACCAACAUAUACUCUUUAAGGGGUAUCGUCAAGGAGGAGGAGGGAACCAUGAUGAAGGAAGAAAGGUGACACAUCGGGACCCUAAAUCUCACAGAGAGUUGUUUGAUAAACAGGAAAAGGUUCUGAACACAUCAGAUAUCAAACAUAGAAAAGAAGUAGACACCAAGGGAGAUAACAAAGCGGAUCAAAAAACGCAUACAAAAUCACACAAAUCAAGUCAUCGCCACCAUCACCAUCAUCAUCAUCACAAAGAUUCUCAUAGACAUUACAGAAAAGAUACACAUCGACAUAAUCGAAGAGAAUCUCAUCGUCAACAUCAUAAUAAGAAAGAGGUUGUAAAAAAAGAAAGCACAUCGGGAGGUUUAUUAUGGAAUUGCGUAAAAAGUGUAUGCUCAUCCUUUGCAUCUGUUGUAAAAAAAAAUAUUUUUACAUAUGAUAAUAAUAGAGAUGAGAAUUCAAGAAGCAAAAUAAUUUCUGAACACUCUAGAUUGAUUGAUAAAAAGGGGAAAAAAAAUAAACUUAAAGAUACAUCUCAGGAUGAACCUUCGGUUAGCAUAAUAAGUAAGAACAAUUUUGAAUUUGAAAAGAAUAAAAAUGAAUAUGAUAAUUCUCCCAAAAGUAGUAAUAAAGAAAUGGAAAAAAGUUAUUUUAAAAAUGAAAAAAAAAUACCUGAACAGGGCAAGAAUAAAUACAAACAGGAUGAUGAAACAAUAUCAAAUCGAAAUAAAAAAAUUAAAAAUUCUACGUACGAUUUUUCAGAAAAUGAUAUAAAAAAUUUAUUUACCCUUGAUAAUGAUGAAAAGGGGGGGGAGGGAUACCAUCCCCAUGCCGAUACCAAAUUAAUGAAAAAUCAUGAUGAUCAUAUUGAUUCAUAUCAUAUGAACGUUCAGGAUGUUAGCAACAAAAUCUCAAAUUGGGAUGGAAUAAAUGAGAAUGAGGGUGAUAUGAACAGUUCCAGUGCCAAACUUCUCCUGUCGAAUAUGAGCAACUCCCAUGUCAGUUCAAAAAUGAUUAAGAAGCACGGGGGGGGGGUUUCAAACAUACAGAGAGAAAACGGAAUGCUAGAGGGACCCAUCCCAAUUCACACAGCAACUAUAAGCAACAGAUGUUAUCAUCAUCAACAGGAGCAGGAGAAGCAGCACAAUAAGAAAAAGGAAGACAUGAAUUCAAAAGGAUGGAAGAUGAUUGCUCGUUCCUCUGAUGAGGAACAAACACACGAAUGGAAAAAAAAUCUUAAACCUGAUGAUAAUUUAAGAAAUAAGGAAGAAAGCAAAAGAAAUGGGAUUCAUAAACGAUCUUCAUUUACAAACGACAGCAGUAGCUACAGAGGUGAAAAAGAAGCUGUUCAUAAUAAUCAGCACAUGAAGAAUAGCUUAUUAAAAUUGUUUUUGCAAAUGGGAGAACAUAGUAUCGAUGAAGAGGUGGAGGAGGCAACGGAAGAAGAAGAAGAAAAAGUAGUAGAGAAAGAAGAAGUAGAGACAGAAAGAAAUGCACAAGAAAGCAAAAAAAUGACAGUAAGCAAUACAAGCCCACGAAGCAGUAGAAGUAAAACGAAUGCUCAUGAGAAAAGCGGUUACGUAACAUAUGAAGAGAAACAGUUUCUUAAUCGAAAGGGAAAGGGUAAAGAAUUGGACGAUAUUUCACGACACAAUGAAAAUGUUGAGAAAUUAUAUUAUGAACAAAUUUUUGAAGAUUGUAAUAAAAAAGACAAGUCGUUAAACAACCCGGAAGAUAGUUGCGCAGAUAGUUUUAAGAACAUAUUUUAUGAACGCACGAAAAAAGGGAAAAUGGUUAACACGCCAUGUAAUUAUCGAGUAGGUGAAGAAAAUUUGGAUGAACAGUGUCAGGCAGAAAAUGGAAAAAUUGAAGAAAUGGAGGAAAUGGAAAAAACCGAAAGUAUGGAAGAAGUAGAAUCAAAAAAUAAUAAUAAAAUAAAUAAUUCUAUGGGGGAAGAGGCUAGUGCAAAAGCUGAAGGUGCACCUAGCGUAGAUAUAGACGAAACAGAGCAGGACGAUGUACACGAGGGGAAAAAAAGAGCCGAAUAUUUUAGAAGCUUUAUCAAAAACAAUGAAGAAAUUAAACAAAUCAGAUAUGAAUAUAAGCAAUUAAUACAAACGAUAGAUUCCUUUAUAUAUGAAAAUUCAAACGAAAAUGAAAUUAUAUCCAGUUCUCGUCUUCUUCACAACAGACAUGGCAAGAGCCUUAUUCAAAACACACACAAGAGAGAAAGUAAAAAUGAAUCUGCAUAUUAUGAGAUGACAGAUAAACAGAACACAAUAAAUGGGAAUGAUGAAUAUAUGAAAAUUAUUGAUGACUUAUCGUUGGAAGAUAAGAGCGGAUAUAUCAUUUUGAAAAAUGACGAGGAGUCUCUUAUUCAAGCAUUAGAAAGAUUACGGAUUGAUAAGAAGAAGAUGGAAAAAGAGAAAGAAGCAAAGAAGAUGGAAGAAGAGAUAGAGACAAAGAAGAUAGAAGAAAAGGGUAAAACGGAAGAGAAAGAAGAUGAAAAUAAAAAAAUUGGAAAAAUGGACAAAAGCAUAUUUUUUAAAUGCAACAAAAAAAACCACUAUGAAAUGGCGGUAAAAAUACUAAAUCAGAAAGGAGAGAAUAAUGUCUUAAUCGAUAAAUUCAAUGUCCCACUUUUGUAUUCUCAAAUAAAAUGUUUAACAGAUACAAGGUGGUUAAACGAUGAAGUUAUUAAUUUUUACAUGAGCAUGCUACAGGAAUAUAAUGAACAAAAUACUAGAAAUGCAAUGGUGAAUAAUCUUCCCAAAAUUUUUACCUUUAGCACCUUCUUCUUUCAGUCCCUAAGUUCAAAUGGGACAUAUAACUAUAAUAAGGUAUCAAGAUGGACGAAGAGAAAAAAAGUUGACAUUUUUUCCUUCGAUUUGAUACUCAUUCCGUUGCAUAUAGGUGGAAAUCAUUGGACCCUUGGUUCAAUUAAUAUUAAAGAGAAAAAAAUUAAAUUAUACGAUUCAUUAAACAUGCCGAAUAAAAAAUUUUUUGAAUACAUGAAGCGUUAUAUUGUGGAUGAAAUGCGUGAUAAAAAGCAAAAGGAACUGGAUGUUUCUGCGUGGGAAUAUAACAAGGAUGGUCGUUCGGAGGCCGGAAUCCCCUAUCAGGAGAAUGGCUACGAUUGUGGCGUCUUCACCUGCAUGUUUGCAAAAUGUCUGAGCUUCAAUCGAAACUUUGAUUUCAGUCAAAGAGACAUAAAAGAAAUUCGAAUGAAAAUGGUUUACGAAAUAUCGCAAGGUUGUCUGGUGUUUUAA
Plasmodium gonderi is the source of this 3477-nucleotide messenger RNA. RefSeq names its product sentrin-specific protease 1. Gene Ontology annotation, cellular component: nucleus. Gene Ontology annotation, biological process: protein desumoylation. Gene Ontology annotation, molecular function: deSUMOylase activity. The record is from RefSeq and is a predicted model, not a curated record. The transcript is spliced from 3 exons. Lineage: Eukaryota; Apicomplexa; Aconoidasida; Haemosporida; Plasmodiidae. The coding region runs from base 1 to 3477 and encodes 1158 amino acids.